AUGCGGCGUCAGCUCUUCGAAUCUCCCCACCCGAUAACUGAUGUUGAUUUGACCGAUAAAACUGCACUUGUCACAGGUAGGAAUCAAGGCAUUGGUUUUGAGCUCGCCGACCAGCUCCUCGCCCUGAACAUCGGCAAGCUCAUUAUCAGUGCUCGACAUGAGGCCAAGGGUCAAGCGGCCGCCGAGAAGUUGACGGCCCGUUACAAGGGCAAGUCCGGAUCAGGUAGUAGCACUAUCAUUGAGGUCUGGAAGCUGGACAUGCUCCAGUACGACACCAUUACUAGCUUUGCGGAACGUGCAAGCCAGCUCGAGCAUCUAGACAUUGUUAUCCUCAAUGCCGGUGUAUACAGGAUCGAUAUGACCAUCAAUCCAUCUACCGGCCAUGAAGAAGAUAUUCAGACCAACUACCUCUCCACCAGCCUACUAACUCUGCUGCUCUUGCCAAUCCUACAAGCUAAGAAACGUUCGCCCAUAUCGCCUGGUCGCCUGACUGUUGUGUCGACAGAUGUGGCUUGCACGACACAGUUCGUUGAGCGCGACGCAAAUCCACUGCUAGCUGCUCUGGAUGAUACGAGCGGCAAAUGGAAAUGGGACAUGCAGGAACGUUAUGGCACUUCCAAGCUGUUGUAUCUCCUCUUCCUGACGGAGUUGACCAAGCGAAUUCCGCCGUCCGUCGCUAUUGUCAACGCCGCCUACCCAGGUCUGUGCUCCGGCUCUGGGCUGGCUCGCGAUGCCGAUGGCACUUUUAUGCGCUUUCCACUUGCCAUAUACUUUGGCAUUUUUGGGCGCAAGGCCGCCGUUGGUGCACAUGUCAUCCUCGAUGCGGCGCUCAAGAAGGGUGAGGAGUCACAUGGCGAGGUCAUCGACUUUGACAGGAUCAGACCUAAGGGCCCGUUUGUGUACUCGCCGAAGGCGCCAGAGGUCACUCAGCGUCUGUGGAAAGAGACAAUGGAGGAGCUUGCCUUUGCGGAUGUCCAGACCAUUGUCCAGAAACUUGGUGUCAGGUAG
Molecule: messenger RNA, 1008 nt
Organism: Phaeoacremonium minimum UCRPA7
Lineage: Eukaryota; Fungi; Ascomycota; Sordariomycetes; Togniniales; Togniniaceae
Product: putative short-chain dehydrogenase reductase family protein
Exons: 2
Coding region: 1-1008 (335 amino acids)
Source: RefSeq, a predicted model, not a curated record